AUGACGGUUCAGAAGGCUGACGAUAUCAGGGACACUGUGAAGUACAAAGAAGUCAUGAAACAAUAUGGACUGGGCCCAAAUGGUGGAAUAGUGACCUCUCUCAACCUCUUUGCUACACGGUUUGAUCAGGUGAUGAAGUUUAUUGAAAAAAGACAGAAUGCAUCCAAGUAUGUUCUUAUUGACACACCGGGACAGAUUGAGGUGUUCACCUGGUCAGCAUCAGGAACCAUCAUAACAGAGGCCUUGGCUUCCUCUUUUCCUUCAGUUGUUGUUUAUGUGAUGGACACCUCUCGCAGUACUAACCCGAUCACCUUUAUGUCCAACAUGCUGUAUGCCUGCAGUAUCCUGUACAAGACAAAGCUACCUUUCAUUGUCGUCAUGAACAAA
Apaloderma vittatum (bar-tailed trogon) is the source of this 387-nucleotide messenger RNA. RefSeq names its product GPN-loop GTPase 1-like. The transcript has 7 exons. Lineage: Eukaryota; Metazoa; Chordata; Aves; Trogoniformes; Trogonidae. The record is from RefSeq and is a predicted model, not a curated record. Gene Ontology annotation, molecular function: GTPase activity. The annotation marks the transcript as partial.